Durusdinium trenchii is the source of this 3054-nucleotide messenger RNA. Lineage: Eukaryota; Dinophyceae; Suessiales; Symbiodiniaceae. The record is from the annotation of a GenBank genome assembly.
AUGCCCAAAGAGACGGAAGCCGUCUUCAAGCUGGCGGCGAAGAAAGCGGACAAAGCGGCCAUGCAGGAUGCCAAAAAGGAAUGCCUGCGUGAUUUGCCGCAAGCCUCGGAGUGGUCCGACACCAAGCGCCAGCUUUGUUGCGAUAUGAUGGGCUUGGGCUGUGAGAAGCCGGUGGUGGUCAGGACGGAGGACAAGGAGGACCAGGAGGAAGCGGACGACGACAGUCAAGCCGUGGUCUUCCGGCUUCAGGACGAGACGAUUCCGGUGAACGAGCCGUUUCAGCUGCCAUUGAAGGUCGCUGUGACCACGGACGCCAACACGAAGCUUACCACCAGUGCGACCCUGGAGUCAGGAGACCCGCUGCCCUCUUGGAUGAGCUUGAAGGAAUCCGACAAGUCCAACUUCGGAGAUGCGGAGCCCUUCUACUUGUCAGGCACUCCUCCGGAGCUUGGAACAAGCAAGCUCAAGAUCCAGACCAUCGAUGAUCAGGGACGAGUCUGGGACAUCGUGCGGUUCAACCUGGAGGUGGUCGACCAAGUGAGGCCUUCCCAGGCGGCCUUGACGGCGGCCACGCCGGUGGCCGAUCGCUCGGGCACGCUGGUGGCGUCCGAGCUGCCGGAUGGCCAGGGGCACGUGGGUGAGAGCUUCAGCUACGAGGUGCCACCCAACACGUUCACCGACUCCAGCGGCUCCAGUUUGAUGUUGAGCGCCUCGCCUUUGCCCGCCUGGCUCACCUUCGAUGGGCAAGUCUUGCGCGGCAUCCCGCUGGAACAGGGAGAGAUCCAGUUGCAAGUGAAGGCCACCAACAAUGUAGGACGCUCGCAGAGUGUUCCCCUGCGCAUCAACGUGGGCGAUGGCGAUGCGAAAGAGGGGGCCAAGAGUUUGUUGGACACGGCAGACAUUCAAUCGAAGACUGGACCGACUGCCUCAGCCUUGCCCGAUGCUUCAGGAAAGGUGGGUGACCUCUUCAGCUACGAGGUGCCCAAGGGUUCCUUCGUGGAUCCCACGGGUGGUCAGCUGACCUUGUCCGUGAAGCCCUUACCAGCCUGGCUCACCUUCGAUGGCCUGAAGCUCAAUGGGGCACCCACCGCACCCUCAGAGUUGAACCUCGAGGUCAAGGCCACCAAUGCCAAUGGCCUCUCGACCAGCGUCCCCUUGCAUGUCACCGUGGUGGAGAAACCCAGCAGUGCGAGCGUGGGCAGCGGGUCUGCUGCGAGCAGUUCUAAGCCGGUGGCGGUGCAGGCGGCGGCGCAGCCCGUUCUCCAACAGCAGAUGGAUGUGGUGACUGCUGCAUCCUUACCUGAUGGUCACGCGCCGGUGGGUUAUCCCUUCGAAUACACCAUUCCCGCGACCACCUUUGUGGAUCACCAUGGAGGUGGCUUGAAGCUGCAGGCCUCGGGGCUUCCCAGCUGGUUGUCCUUCGACGGGAAGACCUUGACAGGCACUGCGCCGCAGAAGGGAGUCGUAGAUCUGGAGAUUGUGGCCAAGAACAAGCUAGGACUCACGGACAAGGCACCGCUGCGCAUCCACAUGGAUGACACGGAAGGUUCGGGUGAAGGGAGCGAGAGCAAAGAUGAAGCUGGCUCAGAAAGUGGAAGCGAGAGCAAAGAUGAAGCUGGCUCAGAAAGUGGAAGCGAGAGUGAAGAUGAAGCUGGCUCAGGAAGCGGUGAUGCGGGACCCCAGACUCUUUCAGUUGUGUCUCGAUACCCUAAAGUGGUGGAGAACGUGAAUGAGCCCUUCGAUCAUGUACUUCCAAAGACGUGGUUUGCAGAUCCAGAGAGUGGACAUAGCCACUGGAGGAUUGGCGACAAGAUUGACUUCUCUUUCACUCUUGAGCACGGUGAUCCUUUGCCGGAGUGGUUGAGCUUUAAGCAGGACUUCGUGGACGGAGCCAACAAGUUGACCAUGUCCGGCACCUGCCCCAAGGUGCAGGCCAUUUGGCUGGAAGUGAAGGCGACCGUCCCGUCAGAGUCCAUCGCCAUGGUCUUUGAGCUCGAUUGCGUGGCCAAAGGGCCAUUUGUGAACCAGAUCUUGCCAGAUGCCUCCGGCACCGUGGGUCAAGAGAUCCAGCAGCAGAUCCCAGAGGAGACCAUCCAGGAUCCCGACGGGAAACCGGUGGCCUACGCCGUCUCGUUGAUGGAUGGUGGACAGCUCCCGGAGUGGCUCCACUUCGACCCGGAGACCGAGACCUUGUCGGGGACGCCGAGCGCAGCGCAGGAGCUCCACCUGCUGGUGGAAGGUAAGGAUGAGCAAGGGUUGACGGCCCAGACGAGCUGGAAACUGAAGGUGGGACCAAGUGGCCCGGCCCCGAAAGCGAAAGCGCAGCCUUUGGUGGCUCAGCACCUGCCCCUUUGGGAAGGCACCGUGGGCGAGAAGAUGGUGCGCCAGGUCCCUGAGGGCGUGGUGAGCGAUCCUUUGGGAAGUCAGUUGCACUUCAGUGCCCAUGGUGAACAUGGCACGUUGCCCCACUGGAUGAGCUUCGAUCCAAAGAGCAUGACCUUUUCCGGCGUGCCGGACAAGGCGCUCAGCAUGACCGUCUAUGUGAAGGGCGCCACGAAGGAGGGCCUCUCAGCGCGCUCGCGGAUGAAGGUGGUGGUGGGAACUCCCUCCGUGAAUAAACUGGCGAAGGAGAUGACUGCAGUGGCGGAGGAGGACAAGUUGAUUGUACCCACUCUACCUCCGCCGGAGCAGCUUGGAUGUCAUGUACGAGCCCAUCGAUAUGAACAUGUCCGACGCCGCCAAUGGUGCGAAGACGGUGGUCGAUUGUAUGCUGCAAUGCCGGAACAUGAAGACGUGCGCUCACUUUACCUUUUUCUUCCCCUUGAAGCAGUGCCACUUCAGCUCCUCUAUGGCCACGCGGCAGACGGGACGCAUUGGCUUUGUGGCCGGCGGGGCGUUGUGCGCGCCAAGCCAGGAACAUCCAGAGGCAUCCGCCAUGGUGGGGAUCAAGAAGGAGUCUGUCGAGGACGAGUUCGACACGCAGCAUUGUGGUGUUCCAGGCUUAACCUUCACACCUUUGAACCCUUCCGGGAGGACGAGCAGCUACAAAGAUGA